Cladocopium goreaui is the source of this 3063-nucleotide messenger RNA. The record is from the annotation of a GenBank genome assembly. Lineage: Eukaryota; Dinophyceae; Suessiales; Symbiodiniaceae.
AUGGGGCACUUUGCCCGAGACUGCCGCCAGCGUGGAACUGCCUCAGGGUCUUCAUCAUCAACCGCUGCCACCAACAAAGAACACGGCGCCAGUAUGGUGCAACAUGAAACCAACAUUUUCAAAUUUGGAAAUGGUGAGCGAGAGAUAUCCAACAGGAUGAUUGACAUGCCCGUGCAGAUUGCUGGGAAGCGCGGUAUUGUCCGCGCCGCUGUUGUCAAAGGCGACGCUCCACUGCUGCUGUCAAGGUCGGCUCUCAAAACACUGAAGGCCAACAUGGACUUUGACAAAGAUGAGCUGCAGCUGUUUGGCACUGAUAGUGUUCCUAUGCUGGUCAAUGAGGAUUGCGAAGUUCAGCUGAUGCAGUGGUCUCCCAAGCAGCACCGACAGCUGAUGCACCAAGUCCAGCAAGGUACCAUGCCGAAGGGUCCAGGUAAGAUCAAUGUGAUAGAGGUAUUUUCCCCUCCACGUUUUGCCUUGGAAUGUGAAAAGAUGGGUUGGUCUUGUUUGUCUGCAGAUCUGUGUACAGGCUGGGAUUUCCGUAAAAGUAGUGACCGUCAAGCCAUGAGGGAAACAGUGAAGAAUCGUAAGCCAGACCUCCUUGUCCUUUGUCCUCCAUGCACUUGGGCUGGGGGUUGGUUCCACCUAAAUAAGAAGCACAUGUCAGAUGAAGAACUUCGUGAAAAGAAGAUCCUCACACAACUGUUCAUCAAUUUCUGCAAAGAGUUGAUCAAGAUUCAGUUGAGCAACGGGGGUAGAGUCAUGUUUGAACAUCCAAGAGAUUCCGUUGCUUGGGAAUUGCUAGAGGAAUUGUCAUCACAAUUGCAUACGGUGGAUUUGCACAUGUGUCGUUUCGGUCUCAGAGUGCCCCAAGGCCCACUGAUCCGCAAAGCCACCAGACUGAUGGUUUCACAUGCCAACAUGCGAGAGCUUGGACGCCUGUGCCCAGGCAGUAAGCAUCCGGACCAUGUAGACCACCUGCCCAUUGCAGGGUCCCAUCCGAGCAUUGGGUCAAUCAGUAAGCAUGCAGGUAAGUACACCAGUGCUUUUGUCAAAGCUGUGUUGAAGACGGUCCAUGAACUGCCUGCCACAGACGUGUUGGUGUUACAUCAGGAUAACCCUGCCGAAUGUCUCGUUGCCGCUCAUGAGGAAGAGCUUGAAGGGUAUCCAAGUGAAGCCCCUGAUCAGCAGCCGUCUCCCGACAAUGCAGAACAGAAUGCCGCUGUUCCCCAAUCCGUUCAAGACCGAAUGCAGUCAGCUGUUGAAGAGACUCCAGCGCCAAAUGCUGCCAGUCCUGCCGGUGAGCCUGAAAUGCCCUCUGUUCCUGCAGUGAAUCCAAAGUCACUGCCAGCCUCGAGCCCAGGGAAUGCCCAAGAGAAUGAAGGGUAUGGCCCUAUCCGUAGGAAGGUGUUGGGGAAACAAGGUCCGAUGUCGCUGUAUCGUCCUGGUUCCAUGGCACAAGACGAUUUCGCAGAGCUGAUGCAAGAGGUGGUUCCCCAGUUGUUAGAACAGGUUCUCAACCAAGAAGAUCAAGCCAUGCCAGGUGCCGAGUCAGCCUCGUCUGCCGACCGUUCUGCCGGAGUGAAGCGAGAUGCAUCCCCAGCUGCUCCUCCAUUGGAGCCUUCUGCCAAGAGCCAGCGAACUGUCUCUCCUGACCGUAGCGAUGUCCUUCCGGCCGAUGUAGUGGGCAGAGAAGAAGGUCAUACCUUCUCCCAAGAUGAAGUGACAAUUCUGUCUGUAGAGCAUGUUCCAAACAUUCCUACUGAACAACUCACCAGUGAAGAGCGACAGGAACUUCAUGACAUGUUGAAUCAACAGGUUCCAGUCGAAGUCAUGGUAGCCAACUAUUUGCAAAAGAAGGCAUCAAAAGAAAUUCAAGGUACUGGCAAUCCACCUGAAUUGCAGAACAAAAUUGAUGAGGCAAAGUUGUUAGAAUGGAACACGAUCCUCGCCAAGAAUGCUGCACGAGUUGUGUUGGGUCCCGAAGCUGAUCAAGUGCGAUCCAAGUUUUCUCACCGUAUCAUGGGUAGCAGGUAUGUCAUGACCAUCAAACAGGAGGAUGACGCUCCUGCCAGAGUCAAAGCACGCUGGUGCCUGCAGGGCCAUUUAGACCCUGACCUUCGUGAGAAAGCCACUGCUGGAGAUCUCCAAUCUCCUACCCUGUCUCAAGUUGCCAGAAACAUGGUGUUUCAGUUGAUUUCUUCAUUUAAAUGGAGACUCAAGCUUGGUGACAUUCGAGGUGCGUUUCUCUCGGCAGGGAAUUUGCCCAUGCGAUACCGGCCGUUGUAUGCCCGUCUGCCCCAGGGAGGAAUCCCGGGAAUUCCUGAGGGAUCUCUCAUCGAGGUAUCGUUCUCUCAGCAGUCUUUUCCAGUGCCCACAGUGGCUGAUGCAUUGGCAGCAAAUAAUGCGAUUCGCCGUGCAAAGCAGCAUAGACCGUUUGGUGUUGUUUGCUACAGACUGCAAGAAAGUCCGGAAGCCUUUGACCUGCUGCGUGCUUGCCUGAGAACAGGCAGAUAUCAGAUCAGCCCAGAAGAGAAGAUUCUCGAGCUGCGUGCCGACGAACGCAACAGACGUCAGACCUUUGCGCAGAAAACAGCAUGUUUUCCAUGGUCUAUCGAUGACCAUGACAGGUGUGUGGAGUUGGUGCUUCGUGCUCGCCAGCGUGGAGCAUUUGACUUGGUGAUGAACCGAGUGCGUCGAGUGGAGGAGGGUUUGCAGGCCGAUUUGGCGGCAGUGGGUCUCACUGAUGGCGAUUACGCCAAAUGUGAUGAGAUCUGUGCCAAAGGGAUCUCUGGCCAUGGGGCCAUGACCGAUGCUUCCAAACGAUCCCAUGCAGCCGAAGAUCUGGAUGAAAACGAUGAUGAUGUGGAGACGCAGGGAUAUGUAAUGCCUCAACCGUCCAGUCCUCCGAUGUCCCAUGACCAGUACGAGGUGCCAGUGAAGGUGACAUUUCCUCCAGGAGUUCAGUCCUUGCAGGAGUGGGGUUCCUUCAAGGUGACAUUCGGCAAGUUCAAAGGCAAGAAGUCUUACUACCAGGUUUAUCUGGGGAGAACUCUGAUGAGAUGA